UUGAAAAUUCAAGGUUUCUAGAUUCAAAAUAAAAAGCGAAUUUCGAAAAGACAUAACGCUAACGAUGCCUACUUGUCGUUAUUUCCAGCAAGGAAACUGCCGUUUCGGUGAUAGAUGUCGAUAUGAACAUCCUAGAAAUCAAUCUGGUUUCAGCAGCCAAGGACAAGGAAGUUACGGCGGAGGUGGUGGUGGAGGAGGAGGAGGAGGCGGCGGCGGCUCCCAGUCACAGUACAAAUGGAGCAGCUCUAAUUACGGUUCCCAGCCAGGCCAUGGGCAGCAGAGCCAGAGGGGCCAAGGCUCCAGGGACCAGUACUCAGGACGAGGAGGAGGAGAUGGAGACUGGGGGAACAGAGGAAACCAGAGUCAAGGAGGCUAUCGAGGAGGUGGAGGAGGAGGGGGAGGGGGAGGGGGAUCGUGGGGUGGAGGUGGUUCAAAUCAAGGAGGGAAACAAGUGGCUUUCAAGGAUUCCUUUGCGGGCUCGCUCCAGGGAAAUAAGUUUGGCGCCCUCGCCGACCAAGGAGCAAGAGACAGUAGAAGCAAUCAACCCCAUGGUGGCAGUUCACAAGACGUCUCUGCGCAGGAGAUCAUGGAAGGUAUCCUGUACGACAUGGAGGAAUGGGAGAAGGGGAAGAUGUGGCCUUUCAGCUGUUACGGACCAAACAAAUCAAAGUCUUGCUUGUCAGGUCUAGAGGACUUAUCACAGGAGGAGUUGAGGUUCUUGGCGUACAUGGCAGAGAAAGCUAAGCAGUUUGAACAAUAUAAAGUGGCAUAUAGUACAGCUCUGAGUGCUGCGAAGAAUAAACAUGACCAGCUAAGGAAGCCUUCCCAAGCUAUGAAGAAUCAAUUGGUUGACAUGUACAAAGGAGCCUCAGACAAGAAUCCAUUUGCAGCAGCCAACACAACCAAUGUCUUUGGGAACAGUGUUCCUUCCCUCACUGACAUCUUUGGUGCAAACCUUGCAAACAUCAAAGUGGCGCAAGGUUCCAACUCAAGUACCGGAACAGCGGUUGUUAUCCAGUCAUCAACGAGUGUCUCCGUCCUGGGUGUACCUUCCACUUCAUCAGGAAGCACAACAAGCAAUGCAGUGGCAAAGGACUCAUCGCUCUUUAACAGAACUCAAGGCAGCACCCAGGGUGUCUUUGGCAAUGCAGGUGGGACGUCAAAUACAGUGACGCCCACCUUCGGAUCAGUGCCAUCCAGCGGUGCUAGCGGCGCGUCAUCCAUCUUUGGAUCAGGGUCGCAAAGCUCCAGCGGAUCCAGCGCGGGGUUGUUCGGCAAAGGAUCAACGACGACUCCUGCGUCAGUUCCUCAGCAAGGCAAGGCUGAGUCAAGGACUUACACGCCCUUGGCGUCGCUGACUCCGGAAGAGAAGGAGCAGUUUGAGGCACCUGUUUUCACGUUAGGGAAAGUGCCCACGAGACCACCACCCAUUGAAUUACUGAGGUAGGGAAGUUGACAAAUGAGAACAGUACCAAUUCUUGCUGACAAUGUACAGAAAGAGAGAGAGACAGGUAGACAGCCAGAAAGAUAAAGAAGGGGAGGGGGUGGGAAAUGGAAAAAUUACUCACCUUUUUACCAUGAUAUACAACCAAAUGAAAGAUAGGAGUGAUCCAUUGUCAAUUUUUAUUUUACUCUGAGCUGUGAAGUGUUUAAAUCUACCUAAAGCAGGCACGAGAUUCCUCUGCGGAUAUGCCAUUUUUGUG
Strongylocentrotus purpuratus (purple sea urchin) is the source of this 1703-nucleotide messenger RNA. It is a transcript of the gene nup42, whose product is annotated as nucleoporin NUP42. Gene Ontology annotation, molecular function: metal ion binding. The record is from RefSeq and is a predicted model, not a curated record. The coding region runs from base 65 to 1447 and encodes 460 amino acids. NCBI's taxonomy places the organism in Eukaryota, Metazoa, Echinodermata, Echinoidea, Camarodonta, Strongylocentrotidae. The transcript has 7 exons.